AUGUACUCUACUCCAGACAAGAUUUUCAGAUACUUCGCAACGCUUAAGGUAAUCGACAAAAGCGAUGAAUCUGGCAGAACCUUCGAAGUAUUCAUGACACCCGAAGACUUUCUCAGAUCGUUCACUCCUGGUGUUAUGCAGCCGAGGAAAUAUGGUCUGGACAGUUACAAAAUUUACCAACCAGAGAGGUAUAAACACAAAUUCUCCGAUAAGACAAGUAUCUUCUACAAGUUGGGUGAAAACGGUUUGAUCAGCUUCAGUGACUAUUUAUUCCUCAUGACCCUGCUUUCGACAUCACCAAACGAUUUUGCUCUUGCUUUCAAAAUCUUCGAUAUAAACGGUGACGGUGCCCUUGACAAAGAAGAGUUCCUUAAAGUUCAGCAUCUUAUUAUGUCGCAAACCACAGUUGGACAACGGCACCGUGAUCAUAUUACACCAAACUCUUCCUUCAGAGUGGAAUCGAAUUCAGCUCUCGAACAUUAUUUUUUCGGACCAGACGGAAAGAACACACUUUCAGCAUCGAAGUUCCUCGAAUUUCAGGAGCAACUGUACAGCGAUAUAUUGCGAAUGGAGUUUGAUAGAAGAGACGCACUGGACGGUGUUGAUGGUCUUAUUAGUGAAAUAAGUUUUGGAGAGCUGCUACUCAUGCACGCACAAAUUCCCGAAAAGCGACAGAAAUUGAUGCUGAAACGACUGAAAAGGAAGUACAAGAAUUCGCAAGGAGUAUCAUUCGAAGAAACCCGCGCCUUCUUUCAAUUUCUCUACCACAUUGAGUCUGUUGAUAUGGCUUUGCAUUUUCACCGUAUGGCCGGCCUUCCCGUUGAUGCAAAAUUGCUGAAAAGAGUCGCUCAUAAGAUUACUGGUGUAGAGCUAAGCGAUCACGUGAUCGAUGUUGUUAUCACACUAUUCGAUGACAACAUGGAUGGGAAGUUGUCGAACAAUGAAAUGAUUGCGGUUAUGCGACGACGAAUGCGUCGAGGACUGGAGAGGCCGCGAGACACGGGACUCUUCCGAUUGUUUGAUGCGCUGGCGGUUUGCGGCAUGCGCGCUUACCGUGCCAGUCCUCUUUACUUUCAGUGA
Messenger RNA from Ostertagia ostertagi, 1080 nucleotides. The record is from the annotation of a GenBank genome assembly. NCBI's taxonomy places the organism in Eukaryota, Metazoa, Nematoda, Chromadorea, Rhabditida, Trichostrongylidae.